Messenger RNA from Ctenocephalides felis (cat flea), 564 nucleotides. RefSeq names its product ganglioside GM2 activator-like. Gene Ontology annotation, molecular function: enzyme activator activity; lipid carrier activity. The transcript has 4 exons. Lineage: Eukaryota; Metazoa; Arthropoda; Insecta; Siphonaptera; Pulicidae. Gene Ontology annotation, cellular component: cytoplasmic side of plasma membrane. The coding region runs from base 1 to 564 and encodes 187 amino acids. The record is from RefSeq and is a predicted model, not a curated record. Gene Ontology annotation, biological process: ganglioside catabolic process; lipid transport.
AUGGCCAGUAGAAUUUUAUUUAUUUUAUGUAUUUUGUGUUUGAUUACAGUGUCUUACUCAUUUGGAUUUUUAUUUUCAAGGAAAAAUCUUACAUUAAAGAAAUUAAUUAUUGAUAAAUGUGACGAAGAAUCAAGAGAUCCUGUUGAGUUUGAAGACGUAGGAAUGGAUGUAGAUGAUGAAGGAUACACACAAGUAUGGGGUACAAUGAAAACGUCUAUAUCUUUACAAUCACCGAUUGAAGUUUUCGUAUCAAUGCAACGCAAUGUCUUUGGUGUUUGGGUGCACGUCCCAUGUGUGGAUGGCGUCGGGUCAUGCCAUUAUGCUGAUGUCUGCAAUUUUGGAAAACCGGAAAACGUACAAUGUCCUCCGAGAUUUGAGAAAAAUGGUGUUCCGUGCAGAUGUCCUAUUGAACAAGGUACAUAUACACUAGCACAGCCUGGAUUUAAUUUAGAAGGAAAUAUGAAGAACGCUUUUUCCGGUUUGUAUCGCGCUCGAGUAACUGCGUCACAUGAUGGUCUAGAAUUGGCUUGUUAUACAAUGAAAUUUCAAUUAAAAGGUUCUUAA